AUGAACAAGGGAUCAUCUGACUCCUCUAACGUUUCCACCACUCUUGGCCCUGAAGAGCCUAGGCUCCCCGAAGAAGGUAGAAACAAGAGAAGAACAGUAAAGAGAAACACCGUGGAAUUUUGCUUUGUGCUGCUCUUUCUGGUAUUAGAGAUGUUGGUUUGUGUUAUUUUGCCUCUUAUUGUUGCAAAAUCAAAAUACAGGUAACAAAAACACUUCUUGCCCGUAAUUUGAACAUGCAUAUUCUCAUUUGCUUCUCUUGAUACAUUUUCUAUGGUACUGUUGAGGAGAAGUUGUUAGGCAAUCAACCCUUUUACUUAGUGAUCGUUUUCUUUAAACUUAACUGUUAGUCAAUCUUAGCGUUUUCUUCAUGAGCAUUUCAUCUAUUGUUGCUCUAAGCGAGGCCAUUUCCGAGUUCCAAAAAAUCUCACUUUUUAGUCGAGGCUAAAUGCAAAACCUUCCUUGUGAUAAUGAGUUUUAUUUGCAAGAGAUAAAAAAAAUUCAUAUCAAUGGCUUUACACUAACUCUCGUUUUGAAACAGAGGCAUGGAGCAGCUUGUCUCGCAAUGUUGUUGCUCUGCAUUUUCGCCCGUCGUUUCUCUUAGUCACGUGGUCUGUGUGACGACUAUCGUACCGCUGAGGAGAAUAUAUUAAACAAUCAACCCUUCUCGUUUUUUUCAUUAGACUUGUUCGUUACCAAAAAGCCGCGAGGCGCUGGGUACGAGAGUGCUUGUUGACACACCAUUCUCGGCUUGCACUGUCACGCAAUGAAAAAUAAAAAUGCAAACCAUUCAAUACAGAAGGACUAAAAUCUGGGAAAUGAAAAAAGAUAAAUGUACAAAAACCGUUGCCACCGUUUACCUAAAUUUAUAAAGCUUUGUAUGGAAACGUCAUGUUGUUAUCCUUUUCAGGAACACCAAUUUGGCCGCCGGAUACCAACAGAAACAUCUGUUUUCGAGUUUUCCUACAAAUGCGUGAAUUCUUCGCUUGAGGAACUCAUAAAGAUUACAGUAAUAUUUAUUCUGAGACAAGGAAUGUUUAGAUUGCAAAAUAUCCCAAAAUCGGUAAUGUUUUUAACCCACAUAAGAGCUUUCCCGGCCACCAGCUAAAUGCCGCGUCACGCAAAAGCCUGGAAUGGAAAUUCAAGCGUCCUCUCUCGCAAAACGAAGAACCCUUUCGAACCAAAAAUUUGUUUAUGUAAAGAUGUUUAGGUACUGUAAUGCCUCGUGAAAGUAGAAACUCAGAAGAAACGAUAGUUUCUUAGUUUGAUUUUUGGUGACGUCACGUGCAACCCAAGAAUACAUUAGACACCUUUAGAUUGAAGGGGGAGGACGACUACAAAAACAAUAGAUUUGACGUAAAGUCUUUUUCGCGUCUUGUCAAAAAAAAAAAAGACACACUGGAAAGCUUCAUUAUCCGUCUUUUCCACCAGAAACGUUAGCAUGGUUCUUUUUAUUAAGGGAGGUUAAGCACUUGACAACUUGCUUUCGUCAAAACGACAUUUUCAUUAAAACCCGUUGUAAAAUGACAACGUUUAUCAUGUUUUCGCGCCAAAAUGAAGCGGGUUCACGUGCGAGCGCACUGCUAAGUAUAGACCUUGUCACGGUUUUCGACGCCAUCUUGACGAGUAGGCAAACGCGUGAAAAAUUACAGUGUUUGUAUGAGAAUCUAAUGUCGAAUAAUUUCCGUAGAACGGCUGUUCUGACAAAAAUAUGAUUUGUAAACUAAAACUUCUCUCCUAGAAUUCUACUGAAAAAAUUUGAGGGCGUUACACGCACUAGAAGACCUAGAACCACUUUUUUAAAUUUUCUAUACAUUUGUCUGUAAGAAAGUCCCGGGAAAAUUGCAGACAAUUACAUGGAAAAUCUAAAGCAAGCCUCUGGAGAAAUCUAAGCUCAGGUACGUCCCCAAACGUUUUUAGGACAAUCCUUUGUUUUGUAGCUUUAGUUUACAACUGAUAUUUUUUUCAGAACAGCCUUUUCACGGAAAUUAUUCGACAUUAGAUUCUCAUAUAGACACGGUAAUUUCUCACACGUUUGCCUACUCGUCAAGAUGGCGUCGAAAACAGUUACAAGGUCUAUAGAGAAAAUCUCGUUCUCGUAGUUGUCUUCGAAUCCUUGCAUACACGGUGUAGUAGUUAUUGCAAAAAGUAGUAAGUAAUUCUACUACUUUAGAAGGUCUUACUUAUUCAGUUUCCAAAAGCUAACUAUGAGUUGUUUAAACUUUACAGACGAAAUUCAUCAGUUGAAGUCGAAAACUCUACAAGUACGUAUGAAAAAACUAGCCAUUUUUUAGGAAAAUAUUUCACCUUUUUUUUCUUACCGGCGAGACACUGUUUCUCUGAAGUAUCAGAAACAUUAAGGGCCAAUUAUUUAAACGGGGUUUAGCCAGUGCUUAAGAAAACGGCGUUCUAAGCCUUUUUCACUUUGCCCAACGCUUUCAUCUUAACACUAUUUAUCGUGGACAGCUUCAUGAAAGCAUAAGGCCUAAACUGGAAAAUCACUUUUUUUCUUAAAAUAACCCACUAAGGAAUAUAUCUGGAGGUCCAGAGAUUUGCUAAACCGCGGCCUAAGUUAGACUUCGUUUAAAUAACCGACCUUAAAUUUUUCCACAGGUAAUCCUUCGUAUCAGAUUGGCCCUCAACUCCUUCCCUCAUCUUAUUCAUCCCCACCGCAAGAAGCUGAUGAAGAAUCUUAUCAACCCCCCUACCAGCCCCUGGUAGAGAACACUAGGACACCUGGGGGGAAUACUGAGUAUCUCAGGCCAGUAGUUGAACGUGGAGAGGCCUCUCGCUUUGUCGCAGCCGAUCCAGCGUCCUACCAAGAUCUCGACCAAAGCGAGCAGCGAGAGCAUGGGUACCAGAAGAGUUUGACUCAAGUAGAUGAGACUAGAGAACCAUUCUAUCACGUUCCCGAGAAAACUGCCGCAAAAGAGGGGAUCCGAAGUACUUCCGGGACUCUCCGAGAUCCUAUGUACUAUGUCGUAAAAGAACUCAAAAGCGUAAACGCGAAUGCUUCUGAGAAGUUCCCCUCUGAGAAUUCCGUUAAAGAACCCAUUUAUUGGGUGCUCGAAGACCCAAGAGAAAUUGAAGAAAAAAACACAAAAGACGAAAAGUUUUGA
Molecule: messenger RNA, 3116 nt
Organism: Porites lobata
Lineage: Eukaryota; Metazoa; Cnidaria; Anthozoa; Scleractinia; Poritidae
Source: the annotation of a GenBank genome assembly